AUGUCAGUGAUGCCGUCCAGGUGGGAGGACCAGUUGUGUAACCUGGAGGCUGCCCUUCAUUUUCUGGAGCCCGAUCAUGUGCUAGUUCUCCAUGGGAGAAGGUUGAGCACAAGUACAGAAGCCGACGACGCCGUCUGGCAUGUUAUCCUGGAUAAACUCAGAGCUGUGGGUAUAGGGACCCGACAGCUGAUACAUUGUCAUUGCUUCCUGGGAUCUCCGGAUAUGGUGCGUUCCUUUGUCCGCUAUUAUCCGAAUACCUAUUUCGGCGUCACGGGGCGCUUUGCAGAGCAAGAGGGGCCGGUCAACGCUAAGGCGCGUAAUAUGCUUAGGACCCUACCCCUUGGGAGGCUGCUUUUGGAGACGGAUUCUCCAUACUUUAACAUCCAGAGGAACAAGUGUUCCACACCGGCUCUUCUUGGUCACGUGGCCAAGUUAGUGGCAGAGAUCAGAGGUGAGCGAUGGCGGGAACUUCUACGCCACACCAGGGACAACGCACGGCGUUUUUACCUGGAGAAAAGAGGCCCAGAUACCUAG
Lingula anatina is the source of this 534-nucleotide messenger RNA. RefSeq names its product 3'-5' ssDNA/RNA exonuclease TatD-like. The record is from RefSeq and is a predicted model, not a curated record. NCBI's taxonomy places the organism in Eukaryota, Metazoa, Brachiopoda, Lingulata, Lingulida, Lingulidae.